This is a messenger RNA of Belonocnema kinseyi, 2931 nucleotides long. RefSeq names its product probable glutamine--tRNA ligase (gene GlnRS). NCBI's taxonomy places the organism in Eukaryota, Metazoa, Arthropoda, Insecta, Hymenoptera, Cynipidae. Gene Ontology annotation, cellular component: cytoplasm; aminoacyl-tRNA synthetase multienzyme complex; cytosol. Gene Ontology annotation, molecular function: ATP binding; glutamine-tRNA ligase activity. The transcript has 10 exons. The record is from RefSeq and is a predicted model, not a curated record. Gene Ontology annotation, biological process: translation; glutaminyl-tRNA aminoacylation. Bases 85 to 2430 code for a protein of 781 amino acids.
UAAAUUCACGUGGUAUGAAUCAUUUUUAAUAUUUAAGUUUAAUUCCCUUAUUUCUGCAGAUUUUGUAUUAUUUUAUUCAAUAAAAUGACAGCGGAGGUAGAGGAUAUAAAACUCCUCAAGACUAUCGGAUUGAGUGAGCAAAAGGCGAAGGAGACUCUAAAAAACGCACAAGUUACAAAGCAAUUGAAAUCUGCAAUUUCUGAGGCAGUUAAAUAUGGUGAAAUCAAUGCAGAAAUCGGCACACUUUUGUACCAUUUGGCAUCAAAGGUCAAGGCGCAAGUCGCAGACAAGGUGCCAUUCGUGGCAAAAUACAUAGGCGAGAAAAAAUUGGACACAGUUUUAAGAGUCGAUGCGGCCUUAAAUUAUUUGCUGAGCAAUAUUAAAGAAACGGUCGAUGCAAAAGCUUUCGAAGAAGCUUGUGGUGUUGGAAUUGUAAUUACUCCCGAGCAAAUCGAAGAAGCUGUGGAGAAAUUGAUUCUCACGCACAAGGAGGAAAUCCUUGAAAAAAGAUAUCGAUAUAACGCUGGGCCUUUGAUGCAAGAAGUUCGCCAAUUUUUAAAAUGGGCGGACGGUAAAAACAUAAAAAACGAAGUAGACAUACAAUUGUUAGAUUUGUUGGGUCCUAGAACGGCAGCUGAUUUGGCUCCAGUUCCUAAGGAAUCGAAAAAGAAACAGAAGGCCCCUGAAAAGGACGCGAAGAAAAAAUCCAGCGUGGAUGCGCAAAAAGGCGAGGCUUCAAACGAUAAAGUGGAGGCUGAAACGAUAAGUGAGCUGAUGAAAACAAAAGUUCAUUUUCACAAACCUGGGGAAAAUUAUAAAACCGAAGGCUACGUUCUUACUCCAAAUACACAUAAAUUGUUAGAGGAACAUCUUCGUAUUACUGGUGGAAAAGUCAGAACGAGAUUUCCACCAGAGCCUAAUGGAAUUCUCCACAUUGGACACGCCAAAGCUAUCAAUAUUAAUUUCGGUUAUGCAGCUGCGUAUGAUGGUCUGUGUUUCCUUCGUUACGAUGAUACAAAUCCUGAAAAAGAAGAAGAAAAAUUCUUUGUGGGAAUUAAAGAUAUGGUUGAAUGGUUGGGAUACAGGCCCUAUAAAAUAACGCAUUCUUCAGAUAACUUUCAACAGCUGUACGAAUGGGCAGUAAAGCUGGUAGAAAAGGGUUUAGCAUACGUUUGUCAUCAAACAAGCGAACAAAUGAAAGGUUUUAAUCCACCUCCAAGUCCUUGGCGUGAAAGACCGAUUGAAGAAAGUUUAGAUCUCUUCCAGGACAUGAAAAAUGGAAUGUUGGAAGAAGGAGAAGCGACUCUUCGGAUGAAAGUAACUCUUGAAGAAGGAAAGCAAGAUCCAGUUGCUUACAGAAUAAAAUACGCCCCUCAUCACAGAACCGGAGAUCAGUGGUGCAUUUAUCCAACCUAUGAUUUUACUCACUGUUUGUGCGAUAGUAUCGAGCAUAUUACGCAUUCCCUUUGUACAAAAGAGUUUCAGUCUCGGAGGUCCUCGUAUUAUUGGCUCUGCAAUGCUUUGGAUAUUUAUUGUCCAGUUCAGUGGGAAUAUGGAAGAUUAAACGUCAGUUAUACCGUCGUUUCGAAGAGGAAGAUCGCUAAGUUAAUCGAUGAAGGAAUCGUCAAUGAUUGGGACGAUCCUAGGCUUUUUACGUUAACAGCCCUGCGUAGACGUGGAUUUCCUUCAGAGGCGAUCAACAAUUUCUGCGCCCAAAUAGGAGUGACCGGGGCCCAGGCUGUUGUAGAUCCUGGAGCUUUGGAAGCGGCCGUCAGGGACGUUUUAAAUCUCACAGCACCACGGCACAUGGUUGUUUUAGAUCCAGUUAAAAUUACAAUUACAAAUUUCCCCGGAGAUGCUCCAAUUAACAUUGAAGUACCAGACUUUCCGAACGAACCAGAAAAGAAAAAUCACAUCAUCACUUUUAGAGAAGUUGUAUAUAUCGAAGCUUCCGACUUCAAAGAAAUCGAUGAAAAAGGAUUCAGAAGACUUACGCCGAACCAAUCUGUAGGUCUUAAACACGCAGGAGUUGUUAUCACGCUCCAGUGUAUAGAAAAAGACGCAACUGGAAAAAUCACCAAUUUAAUAGCAAAACAAGAACCAGUCUCUGACAAAAAUAAGCCUAAGGCCUUUAUUCAUUGGGUUUCCAAUCCAACUCUCGCUUCUGUUCGACUUUAUGAACGCUUAUUUAAGCACAAAAAUCCGGAAGAUAUGAAUGAAGUACCCAAUGGAUAUUUAAGCGAUAUAAAUCCUGAAAGCAAAAAGGAAGUCGUCGCUUAUAUUGAUUCAUCUUUAGAAAAACAAUCGAAGCCUUUAGAAAAGUUUCAGUUCGAACGAAUUGGAUUCUUCUGCGCUGAUACUGAUUCAAAAUCCGGCAAAGUGGUAUUCAACAGGACAGUAACGUUGAAGGAAGACGCAGGAAAAGUGUGAGAGGAAACAAGUACGAUCAAGCUUCAUAUAUUUUAAUACUUAAUGUUCAUAAAAUACAUAUAAUACAAGAUUGCAGGUUCGUCCAAGAAGUUUUGUAAAUGGAAAGACUCCAGUGAAAGUUCUUCCUACAUUUUUUUAUACUUAACUAUUUUAAUUUGUCUGUGGAUUAAAUGUGCGAAAUACUAUAUCGUUCGUUUUGUCUUUUAGACUACAUAUUCAAAGAUGAAUUAGUAAUUUUAAGUUCCAGAAUAUUUUGGUAGUUUUAGAAAUUAGUUCAUCAUGCAGGAUUCGUAAGUCGGUACCAUGUACUUAAUAUUAAUGAAAGCAUCCUCACCGCCGUAUCUUUCCAGAAUUUCUAAAGUUUCUUGAAUAAGAUCAGAUGGAUUUUCACCUCGUUGUUGAGAAUAGUCGAUACCUUCUCCGAGGUUCACUGAAAAUAGAUCUUUUUUUCAAUUCGAAAAAUUGUACAAGACCACAAAAUAAAAAGUUUCUAAUUUAUGA